Ornithorhynchus anatinus (platypus) is the source of this 939-nucleotide messenger RNA. RefSeq names its product olfactory receptor 1G1. Lineage: Eukaryota; Metazoa; Chordata; Mammalia; Monotremata; Ornithorhynchidae. Gene Ontology annotation, biological process: G protein-coupled receptor signaling pathway. Bases 1 to 939 code for a protein of 312 amino acids. The transcript has a single exon. Gene Ontology annotation, cellular component: membrane. The record is from RefSeq and is a predicted model, not a curated record. Gene Ontology annotation, molecular function: G protein-coupled receptor activity; olfactory receptor activity.
AUGGAGAGGGGAAACCAAACCAGCGUCUCAGAAUUCCUCCUCCUGGGACUGUCCGACCAGGCGGAGCAGAGACAGCUCCUCUUCGUGUUGUUCUUCUGGAUGUACCUGCUUGGGGUCCUGGGGAGCCUGCUCAUCGUUCUGGCCAUCGGCUCCGACCCGCACCUGCACAACCCCAUGUACUUCUUCCUCAUCAACCUCUCCCUGGUUGACACCUGUCUAUUAUCCACCACGGUCCCCAAGAUGCUGGCCAACCUCCAGAUGCAAGAUAAAUCCAUAUCCUAUCCUGGCUGCCUGGCCCAAAUGUUUUUUUUCCUCCUCUUUAUAGGUCUAGACCAUUUCUUCCUCACCGGAAUGGCUUAUGACCGCUACGUGGCUAUAUGCCACCCCCUCCACUACACCACUAUCAUGAACCCAUGGCUCUGUGUCCUGGUCAUUGCUGGGUCCUGGAUCAUCAGUUCUCUCCAUGCCCUGAUACACACCCUACUGGUGGUUCGCUUAUCCUUCUGUUCCAGUCAUGAAAUCCUUCACUUCUUUUGUGACCUUUACCAGGUCUUAAAGCUAUCCUGCACUGACACCCUCAUCAAUGAGUUAUUUAUGUAUCUGCUUACAGUGGUAUUUGGUGUCUUUCCAUUUAUAUGCCUCCUGUUCUCUUACACUCGCAUUGCCUCCACCAUUUUGGGAAUCCCAUCUGCCAGUGGAAAAAGGAAAGCUUUCUCCACCUGUGGCUCUCACCUGUCCGUGGUCUCUCUGUUCUAUGGCACUGGCUUUGGGAUCUACUUCAGCUCCAGGCCUACCCACACAACCCGGCUGGGCUCGAUAGUAUCCGUGUUGUACACGGUGGUCACCCCCAUGCUGAACCCCUUCAUCUACAGCCUGAGGAACAAGGACAUGAAAAGGGUGCUGAUAAACAUGUUCAGAAAGAAAACUCUCUUCUCAUAG